Messenger RNA from Triticum aestivum (bread wheat), 952 nucleotides. Its product is annotated as probable calcium-binding protein CML41. NCBI's taxonomy places the organism in Eukaryota, Viridiplantae, Streptophyta, Magnoliopsida, Poales, Poaceae. Gene Ontology annotation, molecular function: calcium ion binding. The transcript has a single exon. The record is from RefSeq and is a predicted model, not a curated record. Bases 95 to 724 code for a protein of 209 amino acids.
CACGCGCGCGCAGACGCAGACUUCACUAGCUUAGCUUUCGCACAGAGAAUUCCAAAGCUUUCCAGCUUGGUAGCGUCGCGGGCCGACGGCGAGCAUGGAGGUCGCCAAGCCAGGGUCGUCCAAGUGCAUGUCCCCGAUGGGGAGCUUCAAGCUGAGCCUGCUCGCCUGCGGCCAGUGCAAGGCCACCACCGUGUCGCCCCCGGACUCCCCCACCGGCGCUGGCGCGAGGUCCGGGCGGUCGCUGUCGUCCUCGGCGUCGUCCUCCGCGGGGACGUCCCGCGGCCGCGAGCGCGACCGACAGGCGGAGCUGCGGGAGAUCUUCCGCCACUUCGACCGCGACAUGGACGGCCGGAUCUCGGGCCGGGAGCUGGGCGAGUUCUUCGCGUCCAUGGGCGACGGCGGCGCAAAAGCCGCGCUGGAGCUGGACGCGGCCAGCUCCGGCGGCGGUGGCGACCUCAUGCUGGGGUUCGAGGACUUCGUCAGGAUCGUGGAGCGCAAGGGCGGGGAGGAGGAGGAGCGCGAGGACCUGCGCCGCGCGUUCGAGGCCUUCGAGGCCGUCAAGGGCUCCGGCCGGAUCACGCCGCGCGGCCUGCAGCGCGUGCUCAGCCAGCUCGGCGACGACCCGUCCGUCGCCGAGUGCGAGGCCAUGAUACGCGCCUACGACGACGACGGCGACGGCGAGCUUGAUUUCCACGAUUUCCAUCGCAUGAUGAGCCAUGACUAGCUGCCUGUGGCGCGGCUGGGCAUCACUUUGUUCCUUCAUCCGUGUGUUUCCAGUUUCCAGUGCGUGAGUGUGUGUGGUUUGUGUGGCGCGCGCGCCAGUUUGAACGUGCUAUGCUGUUUGGGUGUUUCUGCUUUUACAAGAGAGCUGGAUAACGUUGACAUAUUGGAGAUCACGGCCUCAUGCAAAUUCAGAUGAUAUGCAAAUCUGUAAUCCAUGCAAAUUUUAAUU